Molecule: messenger RNA, 2361 nt
Organism: Ornithorhynchus anatinus (platypus)
Lineage: Eukaryota; Metazoa; Chordata; Mammalia; Monotremata; Ornithorhynchidae
Gene: SNIP1
Product: Smad nuclear interacting protein 1
Exons: 4
Coding region: 1-1101 (366 amino acids)
Biological process (GO): miRNA processing
Cellular component (GO): nucleus
Molecular function (GO): protein binding; mRNA binding
Source: RefSeq, a predicted model, not a curated record
AUGUCCGCGCGUCGCAGCCCCGAGCCCGAGCCCCGCUCCCGCCGCCGCGGCCGCCGCGGGCCUGAGCGCAGCCCCGACCCCGACCCCCACCCCCGGGACCCGCGGGACCGAGAGCGGGACCGAGAGCGGGACCGCGGGGGGCGCGGCAAGGCCGCCAGGUCACCCUCCCGAAAGAAAAUCAAGUCAGAGAGAAGAAGCAGAUCUCCUCGGAAUAAGCGGAGUCGCAGUCCGCACUGCCUGGCGGUCCAAGUGAAGCAGGAGCGCGACGACGCCCCUCGGAGAGGGCGCGAGGAGCGGCCGCCCAGAGACCCGUCGGAGCAGGAGCCCAAGCGGGAGAGGCCCCGGGACCAUUCGGCCCGGCGGAAACCCCCCGGGGACCGUCCGAGCAGCGGCCACGGAGCCGGGCGGGCCCGGGAGCUACAGAACUUGCAGGAACAGGAAGCGGAGAGGGAGCUGUUCAACGUGAGGCGGCGAGAACACCGCCUGAGGAUCCAGCUGGAGGGCGGCAGCCAGGAGGGCCAAGGGCCGGGGAAGCCCGAGGGCGACGCGAAGGAGAAGGAGCCCCCGGGCAAGGAGAAACCGAGCUUCGAACUGUCCGGGGCCCUCCUGGAGGAUACCAACACGUUCCGGGGGGUGGUGAUCAAAUACAGCGAGCCCCCGGAGGCCCGGAUCCCCAAGAAACGGUGGCGCCUCUACCCCUUCAAGAACGACGAGGUCCUGCCGGUCAUGUACAUCCACAGACAGAGCGCCUACCUGCUGGGCCGGCACCGGCGGAUCGCCGACAUCCCCAUCGACCACCCUUCCUGCUCCAAGCAGCACGCCGUGUUUCAGUACCGGCUGGUGGAGUACACGCGGGCGGACGGCAGCGUCGGCCGCAGGGUCCGGCCGUACAUCAUCGACCUGGGCUCGGGCAACGGCACCUUCCUGAACAACCAGCGCAUCGAGCCGCAGCGCUACUACGAACUCAAGGAGAAGGACGUGCUGAAGUUCGGCUUCAGCAGCCGCGAGUACGUCCUCCUCCACGAGUCUUCGGACACGUCCGAGGUGGACGCCAAGGAGGAGGACGAGGACGAGGAAGAGGAGGAGGUGUCGGACAGCUAGCCGGGGCGCCAGGGGAACGUGGGGGGUCUCUCCACGCCCUCUCCCCCCGACCCCCCGCCCGGGGCGGCGGGCCGGACCUGGAAAGGCGAAGGGAAGAGAGCAGGGCCCUCUCCGAUGACGCCUCUUAUUGCCUUAAGCCUUGUCUCUGGGGCCCUCUUCGGCUCCUGUUACACUUUCAGAAAAAAAAAAAGAAAAAACCCAACAACUCCUAACGCCAUCUAUUUGGUUAAAUUUAUUUUCGUCAUCCCCCUCCUCCCCACCAGAUGGUCAUGGACGUUUUGCUUUUGAAUACUCUCCCCCAUGAAAAAAGCACCAGGUGUUGCGUCGGCAUUCGCCCGCUCCCCAAAACUGUGGCCCGGGAACUCUAGGGUCUUGGAUGAGAUGGAAAGGGUGGGUUCUCUUUGCACCGUUAUCCGAUGGAGGGGGGGCGUUGAGGCGUGUCGGCAGCUUCCCCCUCCAAAUGGAUUAUUGGACGGCCGCCUGGCAGUUGUCGUGUCCUCUUGACGCCUCCACCUAGGGGGCCUCUCAAGUCCCAGAAACGUCUUGGCUUUGCAAGCCGGUUUCCCAAGGACGGACGUCACACCGUACGACCUCGUGACCGGCCGGCAGUUCACGGGGCGAGAAGGAAACGGGCCGACGGUGGCCGCGGAUUCCUUGGCGGCUGGGAGAGGGAAGACCAAACCGGGCCUUGAGCCCGUUUCUCAAAGAAGGCUGCCUGGCUUGGACCGGGGAGGCUUUUGCGCCCGUCUUUGGAGGCGCUCGUUUGCCCGGGUCUGUGGGAGGAACAUAUCAGUUGUCUGAUCGGUCUUUUUUUGGGUAAGCCUGACCAGGUUGUUUUUUUUUUGUUAUAGGAAGAAAUUCAACGGGUAUCUUUUAAAAUCCCUCUGCCUGGGCGUGCCCCAUCUUUUUGGGAAUUUGGGGCAUGGGGGUGGGGAGGGCGCAAAGUGAGGAAGUGACUUUAACUUGUUUACUCCUUUUCCCCCAAAGGGACUCUGUGUAUCUGUGGAAAAAUCUGGUCUGCCAACCUGUGUAGAGAGUGUGUAUUGAGAGAGAGAGAGAGAGAGAAAAAGAAAGUAUUGAGUGUGUUUGUGUGUGUGUAUGAAGCUUUGUAUGCUCCCAGGGACACAUGGUAGGAAUCUUUUGCUAUGUAAAUACAGUACUAUUUUACCAGCAUAGACAAGGUCGCCCUGAAAUUGAACAUUGGGAUCUCAUUUAUAUAUACUUUGGGAUUUUUCAAAAAAUAAAUCACUUGUGAAAAUA